UUCAAGUAUUCACCAUGGAACUCAGCGUUAAAUAGAUUGGAUUGGAUAAACAAGAUAAUGCUUUCUCUUUUUGUUUUUUGUAGAAGGCCAUCAUUGGUGAUAAGAAAUUGAGACCAGAAACAAAGAAAGAUCGAAAUCUCAAGGCCUUAAAAGGAAAGUAUAGUUUAGCCCAUUUUCUUCUCGUAAUCUUACUGUUCACUCACUCCUCCACUUUCGGCCAAAAAUAACAGAAAUCCCCGGACCACCACCAAUGCCAAUCUUCAAAACCCCAUUCAACGGCUACUCCGUCAAGUUCAGCCCUUUUUACGAAUCGCGUCUCGCCGUCGCCACUUCCCAGAACUUUGGAAUCCUCGGAAAUGGCCGUCUUCACGUUCUCUCCCUGCCUCCUACUCCCUCCUCCCCACUCACCGAACUCAUCUCCUUCGAUACUGCUGAUGGCAUCUACGACCUUGCCUGGUCUGAAUCCCACGAUUCCCUCUUAAUCGCCGCUGUGGCCGAUGGCUCUGUCAAGCUCUACGACACCGCCUUACCCCCAACACAAAACCCGCUUCGCUCCCUCCAGGAGCACACGCGUGAAGUCCACUCCGUCGAUUACAACCCCACUCGCCGCGAUUCUUUCAUCACCUCUUCCUGGGAUGAUACCAUUAAAUUAUGGACCCUUGACAGGCCGGCGAGCAUUCGUACGUUUAAAGAACACGCGUACUGUGUUUAUUCUGCUGCGUGGAACCCUAGGCAUACGGAUGUUUUUGCAUCUGCUUCAGGGGAUUGUACUUUGCGAAUCUGGGACGUGCGUGAGCCUGGAAGUACGAUGAUAAUUCCAGGUCAUGAUUUUGAGAUUUUGUGUUGUGAUUGGAAUAAAUACGAUGAUUGUAUUAUUGCUACUGCAUCAGUGGAUAAGAGUAUAAGAGUUUGGGAUGUGCGGAGUUUUAGAGCUCCGAUUUCGGUUUUGAACGGACAUGGGUAUGCCGUUAAAAAAGUUAAGUUUUCUCCCCAUCAUAGGAAUUUUAUGGUUUCCUGUUCUUAUGAUAUGACUGUUUGUAUGUGGGACUUUAUGGUGGAGGAUGCAUUGGUUGGGAGGUAUGAUCAUCAUACCGAGUUUGCUGUGGGGGUUGAUAUGAGUGUCCUAGUUGAUGGGUUGUUGGCAAGCACAGGGUGGGAUGAGUUGGUUUAUGUUUGGCAGCAUGGGACGGACCCGAGAGCACCUUGACAAAGGGAAGUUUUUUUUUUUUUAAAAAAAAAAAUUGUUUCUAACUUGUUCUUUGUUAGAGUUUUGGUAUUUUUGAAUGGAAUUCGUAUGUUUAGUAGUAAAAGCAUAAAUGUGGAAGCUAUCUUUGUUGUACUGGUUGUUUAUUUAUCUUGUAGUUGCGAUAUAUGUCUGAAUGGAUGACAUUGUUUAAUAAUGUGCUUAGCAGCCCUGCAUAUCAGUUUUAAUAACACAAAAUGGUGGUGUAGUUUUUUGCUAUGAUGAA
This is a messenger RNA of Populus nigra (black poplar), 1469 nucleotides long. RefSeq names its product peroxisome biogenesis protein 7-like. The record is from RefSeq and is a predicted model, not a curated record. The transcript has a single exon. Gene Ontology annotation, molecular function: protein binding. Gene Ontology annotation, biological process: protein import into peroxisome matrix. The coding region runs from base 251 to 1207 and encodes 318 amino acids. NCBI's taxonomy places the organism in Eukaryota, Viridiplantae, Streptophyta, Magnoliopsida, Malpighiales, Salicaceae. Gene Ontology annotation, cellular component: cytosol; peroxisomal matrix.